AUGGAAUAUGACCCAUCUUCUGACUCUAACUGGUUGAAUGCCAUGAUUCCCACUCUGGAGAUCACUACUAUAGAUGAGCAACUGAGGCCCAGCAGGUACAAUGGUUUCCCCAAGGUUGUGCAGAGAACCUUUAUCAAACUGGCUGAUCAUUUGUGGAAGAGGCAUUGCCAGAGAGAAUUUAAAACCGAGCAGCACCAGGAUGAAGAAUCAUGGCGUGAAAUGUACUUUAGGCUUUUUGGUCAGAGAGAGCAAAACUUGAAGACCCUCACAAAGAGCAUCGUUUUGUCGCAGUCUGAAAAGCCCAAAGGGUGUCAGAUCAAAAUGGCCUAUGUUCAGGGUGUGGCAAAGCCUCCUAGAGAACUCAGGGGUCAUCCAGAGAGCUGCAGUCCAUCUACAAUUCCUUUUAACAGACUCAGCAAAAGAAAGCUUGCAAAUGAAGAGAGAAAUGAUUCAGGAAGUGGUAGUGUGGCAGCAGCAAAUACCAGUUUUUCAGGGGGAUCACAGCAAGAUGCAAAAAGGGUGAAAAAAAUUGCUCCUGUGAUGGCCAAAUCCCUGAAGACAUUUAAGAACCACAUUGGACCGUGGCAGAGCCGAUUCUGAAUGACAGAAGUGCUAAUCUAUGAACUGGAUUAGAAUUUCUAAUCUGGUAGAAAGGGAGUAUAACCUUGUUAAUUUUGUUUGUUCAUGUUAGCCACCUCAAGGAUCAAUACAUAAAAUAUGAUUUAAGCAAAGGAGGUUGCCAGUAGAUAAAAUUUUCUCUUGGACUCUCACAAUGCUACUUUGUAGUAGAGUGAUCAAGAGAUGAGAUAGAGACUAUAAUGAGAUUGUACCAUUUCAUGCUGCAAUUUUUCUGUUGCUAAUAAAUUCUCAAAUUCA
Molecule: messenger RNA, 876 nt
Organism: Phascolarctos cinereus (koala)
Lineage: Eukaryota; Metazoa; Chordata; Mammalia; Diprotodontia; Phascolarctidae
Source: RefSeq, a predicted model, not a curated record